AGGUCCGGACGAGGGCCCCAGAUGAGCACAGUUUUAACGUAUCGCCCAGGAUGAAUGCUGAAGCAUUUCGUCAAUAUUUUAAAAAGCAUUUCGAAUUUUUCCCGGUUCCUGAUACCGGGUCGACCCGUUUCGGCUCGUUCCCGCGACGUCAACACUCUCCUUCACAAGAGAGCAGAAAAUUUCUCCCCGUUACAGCGACCGGCGAGCAGAUUUCCAUCACAUAUCCAUUCCCGCAUAUACGUCGACGGUCGAAUCCUGCGGCGGCAUGCGAGCGUGAAGCGCCCCUCUUGCUUCGGGACGGACGAUGGCGAAACCGACGCCGACAGACGGCGUGCUGUUCGCCGGCCUGAGCUGCGUCGCCGGCGUCGCCUGCAGGCACCUCCUCCGAGGCACUCGCGUCCCUUACACCGUCGCCUUGCUCCUCCUUGGCCUCGCCAUUGGCUCUCUGGAGCUUGGUGCAAGUCUGCCGUUAGGGGCACUGGGGAAUGCAAUCCGCCUUUGUGAGUUUUCCCUCGUCAUCAAGCAUCAUCAAAUCCAAAAAGGACACAGCUUUUUUUUUGGGGCAGAUAUUGAUCCUGAUCUCUUGUUGGCAGUCUUUCUUCCUCCUCUUCUUUUCGAGAGCUCGUUUUCUAUGGACAGCCAUCAAAUUAAGAAAUGUAUGGUACAGAUGCUACUCCUUGCAGGCCCUGGUUUCAUUAUUUCGACAUUUUGUAUUGGAUGUGCUCUGAAGCUUACUUUUCCAUAUGAAUGGAGUUGGCAAACAUCUUUACUGCUGUGGGCAAUUUUGAGUGCAACUGAUCCUGGGGCUGUUGUUGCCUCAUUGAAAGAGCUUGGAACAAGCAAAAAAUUGAGUACGAUCAUUGAGGGAGAAUCAAUGGUGAAUGAUGGGGCAUCAGUUGUGGUAUAUCAGUUGUUCUACAAAAUGGUGCUUGGCUGGCACUUCCAAUGGGCGGAUAUUUUCAAGUUCUUGACAGAAGCAACAGUUGGAGCUCUUGGCUUGGGUAUAGCUUUUGGCAUUGUGUCAGUAUAUUUGCUGGGGUUUAUGCACAAUGAUCCUGAGAUAAAUCUGGCUUUGACGCUUUCUGUGAGCUACCUUUCUUACUUUACGGCUCAGGAAGUUGCUGACAGUUCUGACAUCUUAACGGUGGUCACUUUAGGAAUGGUUAUUGCUGCAGUUGCUAGGACUACUUUCAAAGGUAAUUGUCGACAGAGCUUGCAUAACUUUUGGUGAGUUCUUUUUCUCUUUUUUUUUUUGCAUUUCCGUUCUUCAGUAUCUGGAGUUUUUAAAGAUCUACACUAGUCUUGGUAUUUAGAGGAGAUACUGUUCUCGAUUUAUAUCAAUGCUAACGGCACUUUUAAUCUCCACAAAUAUAAUUUGUGUUUCCUUUUGAGUAUGUUGAGUGCCUCUUAAAGAUAUAUACUAUUCUUGGUAUGUAUUUGGGGUACUCAGUAGUCCCACAGAUACAGGAUCUUUAAGUGUUAUUCCAUUCAAAAAAAUUCUUCUUUUGUUA
Molecule: messenger RNA, 1511 nt
Organism: Syzygium oleosum
Lineage: Eukaryota; Viridiplantae; Streptophyta; Magnoliopsida; Myrtales; Myrtaceae
Product: sodium/hydrogen exchanger 8-like
Exons: 9
Coding region: 305-1231 (308 amino acids)
Biological process (GO): proton transmembrane transport
Cellular component (GO): membrane; chloroplast envelope
Molecular function (GO): sodium:proton antiporter activity
Source: RefSeq, a predicted model, not a curated record